Messenger RNA from Cariama cristata (Red-legged seriema), 930 nucleotides. Its product is annotated as N-acetyllactosaminide beta-1,6-N-acetylglucosaminyl-transferase, isoform A-like. The transcript is spliced from 2 exons. NCBI's taxonomy places the organism in Eukaryota, Metazoa, Chordata, Aves, Cariamiformes, Cariamidae. Gene Ontology annotation, molecular function: acetylglucosaminyltransferase activity. Gene Ontology annotation, biological process: transforming growth factor beta receptor signaling pathway. Gene Ontology annotation, cellular component: membrane. The record is from RefSeq and is a predicted model, not a curated record. The coding region runs from base 1 to 930 and encodes 309 amino acids.
AUGAGUACACUCAGAUAUUGCUUCUUUGCUGUUCUGGUUCUCAGUAUUUCACUUCCAUUUGUUUUCUAUGCUGUCAAUUUGCAUGCACAAAAAUCUCUUAGGAGGUUGAACUUCAUGCUGAGUUCAACUUUAGCAGAAGUCUGUAAAGCACUUAUUGAAGAUAAGGCGCCCUUUCUGAAGGAAAAUGCUUUAAAAACAUCAUUCAGAGAAUCCAGUUGCACAGAGUACAUUGCGCAGAACCACUACAUUACCAGCACCCUCUCGGCCGAGGAGGCUGCCUUUCCUAUUGCCUACAUCAUGACCGUGCACAAGGAUUUUGAGACCUUCGAGAGGCUCUUCAGGGCAGUGUACAUGCCCCAAAAUGUCUACUGUAUCCACGUGGAUGCCAAGGCACCAGCCCCCUUUCAACAGGCGGUGCAGCGUCUGCUGGGCUGCUUCCCCAAUGCCUUCCUUGCUUCCCGGGUAGAGCGGGUGGUCUAUGGUGGUGCCUCCCGCCUGCGGGCUGACCUCCACUGCAUGAGAGACCUGCUGGCCUCAGCCGUGCCCUGGUGUUACCUGCUCAACACCUGCGGCCAGGACUUCCCCUUGAAGACCAACCGGGAGAUUGUCCAGCUGCUGAAGAGCCUCAGAGGGAAGAACAUCACCCCUGGGGUGCUGCCGCCCCCCCACAUCACCACCCGCACUAAAUAUGUGCACAGGGAGCAAUUAUACUCUUUCUUUUCUUUCAUGCUACGGACAUUUGUGCCCAAGGCACCCCCACCCCACAACAUCACCCUCUACUUCGGCUCCGCGUACGUGGCUGUCACCCGACCCUUCGUGGAGUUUGUGCUGCAGGACCAGCGUGCCAUUGAUCUGCUGGCGUGGUCCGAGGACACCUACAGCCCCGAUGAGCAUUUCUGGGUAACGCUCAACAGGAUCCCAGUUCUUUGA